This is a messenger RNA of Fundulus heteroclitus (mummichog), 4301 nucleotides long. RefSeq names its product membrane protein, palmitoylated 5b (MAGUK p55 subfamily member 5) (gene pals1b). Gene Ontology annotation, cellular component: adherens junction; plasma membrane. Gene Ontology annotation, molecular function: protein binding. The transcript has 14 exons. NCBI's taxonomy places the organism in Eukaryota, Metazoa, Chordata, Actinopteri, Cyprinodontiformes, Fundulidae. Gene Ontology annotation, biological process: morphogenesis of an epithelial sheet; protein localization to plasma membrane; establishment or maintenance of polarity of embryonic epithelium. Bases 349 to 2301 code for a protein of 650 amino acids. The record is from RefSeq and is a predicted model, not a curated record.
CUCACAACAACCGGCGCAGCUCCUCCAACUGCAGCUCCGCAGCCACAAGUGUCCCGACUGUUGUUCUCGUAGCUGUUGGACGCGUCCCGUCCAGACUGGGUUGAAAGGUGAAUGCUUUUUUCCAGUUUAUCUCUGCAUGGACACAACUGGACAGUCAAAGAACGACUUCGUCAAGCCGAAAACGGAAGCGGCUCGCUGGUUUUGAAGUGGAUAUCACAUGAACAGCACAAAGGACAACGUCCCGUAAUGGGAUCUGACUGUUAAGUUGAGCAGAGGUUCCUCCAUAAAGCUCCGGCAGACCUCCGGAAAACGCUGGGGCUGUUUAAAAGGUACCCUGCUGCAACAGGGAUGAUCACAUCCCGUACGAAUGGUUAUGUUCAAGAGGCUGCAGCUCCGGCGCUGAGCCACAGGGAGAGGGCUGUGGACUGUCCGGGGCAGGGAGGUAGCCUCACCAAAUCCCCACACUGCGGCGCCCACAUGGAGAGGAUCCAGCAUUAUCAGGAGGAGCUGAGGAAGCGGAGGCAGGAGGACAGCAAGGGGAAGCACGACAUCGAUCCCAACGCCUCGCUGAGGCUCAAGAAGCUGUCGCAGAACCCGAAGAUCGGCAUCGACAACCCUACGUUCGAUGGGAAGGAAAAGGCCGCCAAAGAAGGGGGCUCCCUGGAUCCUGUGGUCGAACUGGAGGAGCUGCUGCAAGUUCUGAAGUGGGUCCAGCACUGCUUGACCGACUCCCAGAGCCAGCAGGAUGUGGACGCCAUAAUGCAUCUCCUGGCCAAGGAGGAAUUCAGGAAUGCCUACACGAUCUACAGCGUUGUGUCCCAGCAGAUGAGCAGAGUCAGUCCCACCUCUCCUCUAACACUACAAGCACAGGAUCUCUGCCAGGAGGUUCAGCGGAUCCUCCAGAAGAGCCAGCAGAAGGAGGGCCUGGAGCUCAGCACGCUGCUCACCAAUCCCCAUCUCCAGGCGCUGAUGCAGGCUCAUGACAGCGUAGCCGUGCAGGAGACCGCAGAGGAAAGCGUGACCCAGUACCUCGGAGAGACGGUCAAAUUAGUGCGGCUACAGAAGGCCAGAGACACUCCUCUGGGGGCGACGGUGCGUAACGACAUGGACAACGUGGUGGUGAGUCGUGUCGUGAAAGGCGGAGCAGCGGAACGUAGCGGACUCCUCAGCGAGGGAGACGAGAUCCUGGAAAUCAACGGGAUUCCUAUUCGUGGAAAACACAUCAACGAAGUCCAUGAUCUACUGCAAGACAUGCAGGGAACCCUGACCUUCCUCCUCAUCCCGAGCUCACACAAUAAACCUGCUCCUCACAGACACACUGUGAUGCAUGUGCGAGCCUACUUUGACUACGAUCCCUCCGAUGACCCCUUCGUGCCGUGUCGGGAGCUGGGACUGUCCUUCCAGAAAGGAGAUAUACUCCAUGUUAUUAGCCAGGAUGACCCCAACUGGUGGCAGGCGUACAGGGAUGGAGACGAGGACAACCAGCCUCUUGCUGGCCUCAUUCCUGGUAAAAGCUUCCAGCAACAGAGAGAGAGCCUGAAGAAAACCACGCCAGAAAAGAGUCGCGAACAGCAAGGGAAGGUUUGGUGUUCAAAGAAAAGUAAGAAACUGAGGAGAAAGACCACAUCAACCUUGAACAGAAACAAUGACUAUGACGACAUCCUGACCUACGAGGAAAUGUCCCUCUACCACCAGCCGGCUAACCGAAAACGCCCCAUAGCUCUGGUCGGUCCCGCCAACAGCGGCCACGACGAGCUGCGGCGGAGACUCUUGUCCAUAGAGCCGGAGAAGUUUGCCGUCGCUGUUCCACACACGACCAGAAACCCAAGGAUACAUGAGCAAAAUGGACGCGAGUACCAUUUUGUCAGUCGCUCGUCCUUUGAGACAGACUUGGCUGCAGGAAAGUUCAUUGAAUCAGGGGAGUAUGAGAAAAACCUGUACGGCACCAGCACAGACUCUAUCCGACACGUCGUCAACUCUGGACGCAUCUGUUUGCUAUGCCUUCACACAAGGUCUCUGCCGGUACUAAGGUCCUCCAACCUCAAACCGUACGUGGUCUUCAUUGCUCCUCCUUCUCAAGAACGACUGCGCACUCUGCUGGCCACAGAGGGAAAAACACUAAAGCCAGAGGAGCUGAAGGAGGUCACGGAAAAAGCCCGUGAGAUGGAGCUAAAUUACAGCCACUUCUUCGAUGCAACCAUCAUUAACUUUGAUCCAGACCAGGCGUUCCAGGAGCUGCGGAGACUGAUAGAUAAACUGGACACGGAGCCGCAGUGGGUGCCAACGUCUUGGCUCUGCUAGAGGCUGCAGUGUCCCGACACGAAGAGUCUCAGGGAAUGAGAUGUGAAACGAAAAAGAAGAGACGGACAGUAUUAAGGUGGCGAUGGAUUUUUCACUUGCACAUUUUCCUUUUUUUGGAGCUUAAUUGUUACAGGAUGGACACAAGUGUAUUUGUUGUUUGUCUUUUGUGGAUGACUUUCCUCUAUUUUUCGAUGGCUGUUUGGUAUUAGUUUUAUCCAAAAAUGUUUGUUUUCCAGAUAGAUAUAUUUCUAUCCUAUUUCUUAUAGUUAUUUAUAAUUGUAAAUAUAUAUUUUUAGACAAGAGUUGAAAUACUUUAUUGUUACAGCUGGGCGUGCCACACCAGAAAUGGCACAUUUGACAAGUUUUUGAAAGGCAUCCUGAUCAACAGGCAACGACCUGAGUUGUAGAUUUAAUGGAUUUAGUGUAAAUUCUUCCACUCAGAGCAAGAACCCUGCUGUAGAUGUCGCAGUAUCAGUAUUGUGUCUCAUUUGCCUUGCAAAAGCAUUUAUACUUCUUGUGCUUUUUACCGUUUAGUCACAUUAGAACCACGAAUGCAAAUGAAUAUAUUUGGGGUUUAUGCUAUGGAUCAACACAAAUUAGUGAAUAACUAUCAAAUACAAGAAAAAGGAUACGUGGUUAUCAAACCUGUUUAGACACAAAUUGGCUGUAAGUCCUUUGUAGAAAGUCUGCAUAUCUAGGGACUGAUUCAUUUGGUUCAUUCUUAUUUGCAAAAAAACAAAAACCUUCAUGGUCAGAUAGAUUAAAUAGAGAUUCCUUUAAACAUACAUUUUCACGUCUUGUCACAGAUUCUCAAUUGUACUUAGCUCUGUAUGUGUUAAUAUACUUUUCAUCUAAAGGUUAAACUGCUUCCUAGUCUUAUAGGGGAAAAAUCCUGCUUUUCACCUUUAAAUCGUUCAGUUGUGGUCUAUUUAAAGUGGAACUGCAAUGCUUUGGUCUGAAUCCCUCGUCGAUUUCCUCCCCACGUUCCCCCUUUUUACCCAUAUUCUGGGAUGCGUCGCAGAGCAACUCGUUUUGGUGCUGUCCCUUUAAAUCUAAAGGGGGCGCUUCACACCCAGGUCACUGAGCGGUCCAUCUCACCCCGGUCAGCCAUUUUUGUAGUAUGCUGUUCUAUGCAACCAAACAUUCUUGACUUAUCCACUUGUAGCUUCAAAAUCCUUCAGCUUGGAUUACAAAAUUGCUCAGAGAAAUAAAAAUGAGGGAUUCGCAAGACUGAAAAGCUGGAAAUCUAUUACCUUGUUUAGCAGCUCCGCAGCAGAUACUGUGAUGUAAUUGUUAAAAAAAAAAAAUAGAAAAUAGAGCCAACUGAAUGGCUAAGGAUUUCUACACAGCUCCUGGAGAGACUACAUAAAAAUGUUCUGCAUUCCUUAAGACUCUAAUAACACAACAAAAUGUAUUUUAAGGGCUUAAAAAGUAGAUUAUAUAUUUAAUUCUUUUGCAGCAUUUAAACAGGUUUUCCUCCAGGAUCAACCUCUGCUAUCCCCAGCCAUCUGGUUCCCCUGGUCCUGCUGAAGAAAAUCCCCCCUCAGAGCAUGACGCUGCCACCAUCAUGUUUUACCGUUGGGAUGCCAUGUUCAGGGUGGUGUGUAGAGUUAGUUUUCUGUCAAAAGUCACUAAAAACUUCAAUAUUGGUCUCAUCUGACCAUGGAAUCUUCCUAGAUGUCCGUUGUCCCCUCACCUAAAACAAGACUUCCUUUUAUGACACAUAAAAUUCCAAUGAAAUACACUGAGGCUCAUUUGUAACAAAAUGUGUAAAAAAGUUUUAAGGGGUAUGAAUGCCUUUGCCUGGCGCCGUAUACUUCAAUAACGCAAACUUCAGGCUGGUUGUUUCAUUAUCUUUGUAAUGCUGUGUAAUAAUGCCGAGGCGGCAUUUAUCUGUAUUAUACAAGUAUGACCUUAUUUUAUCGACUCUUAAAUGGUAAAACAUUGAGUAAUUCAUAAGCACAAUUAUGCAACAGUGUUAAUAAAUUCAGAUGUGACAA